GAGAGGAUUAUAUCCCGAAUAAAAGGAGGACGCAGUAGUUCCCCCAACCAAACAAGCCCCAAGCCAAAAGCUGAUUCCGUCUUUCUCCUCCUCCAGACUCCCGCGCUCUCCCUCUCUCGCUGGAAUCUCCACCCUCGUCACAUCCACUCGCUCCUCCUUCCCGCACUUCGGCUCCACCUUCCUCGUCUGACUCGCUUCUCUGUUCCCUUGGCUUCCUUGAAUUGCUCUCGGUUGAUUGUGCGAUUAGAGAGCCUAGCAUCGGCUUCCAGGAGCUCGAUGUCCAGAUGAGCGGCUCAAGGGAAGAUUCGCCCGACUGGCUCCGUGCUUUCAAGGCGCCUACAAAUUCAACUGUCACACUGUCCUCUGAUUCUGAUUAUUCUCAAAAUGACAGUCCAAAAGAGGAGGAUAAUGUAGAUAGUGAUAAACUGCCUUUACGUAAGUUCAUUGAAGUCUCAAGUAAGAGCAAAUCUCCAGAUUUAGCUGUUAAAGAGAUUAGUGCACAUUCAGCCGAGAAGAUUCUAAAAGAGGAGUCUCCUAAACAAAUACUUGGAGUAGAGGAUCCAGGAUUCUCGAAAAGUAGGAAAUCAAAUUAUCGGAAGAAAAGUGAAGGAGAUCGGAGGCUUGGAAAGGUUAGGGAUAAAGUAUCAGCUAAAAAGCAGGCACCAAAUCAUUCAAUUUGGACAUUGUCAUCAGAUUCGGAGUCAUCUCCUGCCAAUCACAUAAAAAAAGAAGGCAUUGCAAAUCAUGAAGAACUUCCUGAGCUGAAAGCAUCUAGAUUCCAAGAGGAAGAACCGGGAAAAGAUGCAUCUCUUAUUGAUGCUAAUGCAAAAUCUCCAUCAAGAAAGGCCUUAAAAGGAAAAGGUUUGAGGAAACAGCUGAAGUUGGAGGACCCACUGGAUUUUGAGAGUAAAACAGGGGAUGGAAGAGAUGUUGAAGUUGCAGAGGAAGAAACAUCUGAGAAGCACAGAGAACUGCAUGUGGCCUCUUCAAGAUUGCCUUUGGUGCUUUCAGAGAAGGUUCAACGUUGCAAGGCGCUUGUUGAAUGUGAAGGGGAUUCCAUAGAUUUGAGUGGUGAUAUGGGCUCCGUGGGUCGAGUAGUAAUUUCAGAUACUCCAUCUGGAAAUCACGACAUGUUCUUAGAUUUGAAAGGAACCAUAUACAAGACAACCAUAGUUCCUUGCAGGACAUUUUGUGUUGUUAGCUUUGGUCAGUCAGAGGCAAAGAUAGAAGCAAUUAUGAAUGACUUUGUUCAGCUGAGUGCACAGUCCAACAUCAGCGAAGCUGAAACCAUGGUUGAAGGAACACUUGAUGGUUUCUCAUUUGAUUCGGAUGAGGAGCCUGACAAGAUAACAAAAGCCACUGCCCAUCAAAUUGAUCAGAAAGAUGUCGCAGAAGGAGAGACUGUUGGGAAGACCAAAAGGAAAUCUGAGAAAGCAUCAGGAUUGCCUCGGAAGAAAGGUAAAACUACGGGGAGCAAGCCACAGCCUGCCAAGAAAGCUCGGAAGAAGAGUCAAGUUUCCAAGAAAGGCACGGCCAAGAAAUGAAACCCGCAUAGAGUUGAAACAUUUGUGCGCCUUGAUAGAUUAAUUAACAACUGAAAAUCUUGGACACGUAGUUUAUCAUAGUGACCCAAACUAGGAGGCAUUGAUUGAAUUAUGUAAAACAGGUUGCAUUGCAGAACAGCAAGAGCCUUUGUACCAGAAAUGUUAGAAGCUUUACGUAGCUUGUCAUUUAAAACACGUAGACUUGUUUUUGCAAUAUAAAUGCCAAAUACUCCACAAGAAGCUUUACAUAGCUCGUCUAAACUUCUGUGUUCCAAUUAGAAGCUGUAAUAGUGAAGAACUGGCGCGGGGGCAUAUGGCAAUAUGCUUUAUAAAUAAUGGACUACGGAAUCCUCCUUUUCUU
Messenger RNA from Rhodamnia argentea, 1905 nucleotides. Its product is annotated as probable ribonuclease P/MRP protein subunit POP5. The record is from RefSeq and is a predicted model, not a curated record. Gene Ontology annotation, cellular component: DNA topoisomerase type II (double strand cut, ATP-hydrolyzing) complex; nucleus; ribonuclease P complex. Lineage: Eukaryota; Viridiplantae; Streptophyta; Magnoliopsida; Myrtales; Myrtaceae. The transcript is spliced from 13 exons. Bases 285 to 1544 code for a protein of 419 amino acids. Gene Ontology annotation, molecular function: double-stranded DNA binding. Gene Ontology annotation, biological process: tRNA 5'-leader removal; chromosome organization; DNA endoreduplication.